AUGAAGCCUCUCGUGCUCGCCGCCUGGUCGGCUCUCUACAGCAAUCCCGUGGUCCACGACGCCAGCAACGACGUCACAUACCACGGUCUCAACCGCAACGGCAUCGAGGUCUUUCUCAAUAUCCCCUACGGCCAGGACACGGGCGGCGAGAACCGGUUUCGACCGCCGCGUCCGUACAUGUCGCCACGCGGGAGCAUCAUCAACGCCACUGCCUAUGGCCCGGCAUGUCCGCAGGCCCUAGGCCCCUGGGUGCCCCCGAUAUCGUUGACCAACAUCACCAAGGUAUCCGAGGAUUGUUUGAACCUGAACAUUGCGCGGCCCAUGGGCAAGCAUGUCGAGGGCAAAAAGUUGCCCGUGCUGGUGUACAUCCACGGCGGGAGCUUCUGGGCCGGCAGCAACGAGGAGAUUACCAUCCGACCGGACGGCAUGAUCCUCGAGAGCGUGAGGAACGGCUUGCCCGUGAUUCAUGUGGCCAUGAACUACCGCUUCGGCUUCUUUGGAUUCGCACGGUCCGGUGCCCUUAAAGAGGAAGGAUCCGAGAAUGCCGGCUUGAAAGAUCAACGCCUCGCGCUCGAAUGGGUUCGGGACAACAUUGCGCAGUUUGGCGGCGAUCCCAACCGCGUCACCAUCUUUGGCCAGUCCUCUGGCGGCCUCUCCGUUGGCAUGCACAUCAUGGCCUACGGCGGCUCCAAGCCGGCGCCGUUCCACCAAGCCAUUGCUGAGAGCCAGGCCCUCGAGCCCGGCAUCACGGGCAACUUCACCACCAACGCCAUGCAAGCCCUCGUCGACCACGUCGGCUGCAACAAGGCGCCCCUCGAUUCCAGCGAAACCAUCCAGUGCCUCCGCAGCUUCGACACGGCCAAGGUGCUCGACGCCUCCCUGGCGACGUACCAGUCGGACACGGCGCACAACAUCGGCGACAUCUGGCUGCCCUCCGUCGACGGCGACUUCUUGCCCGCCGCGCCCUCGCAGCUCAUCAGGGAGCGCCGCUUCUCCAACGUGACCACCAUGAUGGGCUGGUGCGAAGACGACGUCACCUUCUUCACCGACGCAAGCAUCACCACGGACCAGGACACGCACAACUUCCUCCGGGCCUACGUCCCCGGCGUGUCAGCGGACAACAUCGGCAAGCUCAUGGGCUUGUAUCCCGCGUCUGAAUUCCCCGCCGACCCAGCCUCCAACGCUUCGAGCGAGUUCUACCGCUCGGCCAGGAUAUUCAGAGACAUCGUCAUGACGUGCCAGCCGCUCGGGUACGCGGAGCAAAUCGCCGCCGCCGGCAACACGGUCUACCUGUACCACUGGAACCAGACCAUCCUCGACCCCUUCCUGAGCCAGGUCGUACACCGGCCCGGCAUGGGCGUCAUCCACACCUCCGAGUUUGCCUACAUCUUCGGCAACCUCUCGCACUACGACACGGGCGACUACGACUUCUGCCCCAGCCGGUCCGACUACCACCUCAAGCGCCGGGGCUCCCGCUCGUGGUCCACGUAUGCCAGCACCGGCAAGCCCAGCCUCGAGCGGCAUCACACCCUCCAAGGCUUCAGGCCCGCCUUUACGCAAGACGGCCAAGUCAAAGUCUUUGUGGUGGGCGGUCCGCACGAGGGCCUCACGAGCAUUGACGGGCAUGAGGCCCUGCCCGCCCUGGCGCAGCAGAAGCUGCGGCAGAGAUGCGCCUUUAUCAACUCGCCAGACAUGGUUCAACAGUUGGGCUAUUAA
Metarhizium album ARSEF 1941 is the source of this 1716-nucleotide messenger RNA. Its product is annotated as Carboxylesterase, type B. The record is from RefSeq and is a predicted model, not a curated record. The transcript has 3 exons. The coding region runs from base 1 to 1716 and encodes 571 amino acids. Gene Ontology annotation, molecular function: carboxylic ester hydrolase activity. Lineage: Eukaryota; Fungi; Ascomycota; Sordariomycetes; Hypocreales; Clavicipitaceae.